Molecule: messenger RNA, 2537 nt
Organism: Triplophysa dalaica
Lineage: Eukaryota; Metazoa; Chordata; Actinopteri; Cypriniformes; Nemacheilidae
Gene: gnpat2
Product: glyceronephosphate O-acyltransferase 2
Exons: 16
Coding region: 110-2101 (663 amino acids)
Biological process (GO): ether lipid biosynthetic process
Cellular component (GO): peroxisomal membrane; mitochondrial membrane
Molecular function (GO): glycerone-phosphate O-acyltransferase activity
Source: RefSeq, a predicted model, not a curated record
CGCGCUCAUUGGCUCGUGCGCAGCGGUACGAUUGUGGGUCGGUUCGAGGUAAAGUUGGACCGGACGUCAGCUCGCAGGAGGGCAGAAGAACACAUGAUUUACACCAGACAUGGAGAGAGGGAAUGCUGACACGGUGCGGACAGAAGCUGAGAGCUUCUUUGAUAUGCUGGAGGAAAGGAGGCGGGGCAGCGAUAUAGGCUACGCCCUCCGGACAUAUACCGCCCAACCAUACCGAGGAGCCACGCCCACUUCAACCUGCGCACUCAACAGGAUGGUGUUAGAAUCGCAGUACCUGAGCUACAUCAUACAAGAGGUCGCGGCUGAGAGCCAGGAACCGCGUGAGGUGAUUCUGGAAGAGGCGACUGGGAUACUGGAUGAGAUGGCUCAGAACCUGCAGCUGUACUCCGUCCGUCUGCUCGGCUUUGUGAUGAACAAAGUGUUCCAGAGUGUGUUUCGCUCCAUAAAUGUGAACGAGGAAGGACUCACAAGGCUCCAGCAGGCCCUUCAGGAGCAUCCUGUUAUCCUGAUGCCCAAUCACAGGAGUUACAUGGACUUCCUCGUCCUCUCUUACAUCAUGUUCACAUACGACCUCUCUCUUCCCGUCAUCGCAGCAGGAAUUCCUCUGAUGGGGAUGAAGCUAUUUGGUGAGAUGUUUCGGCGUGCGGGUGCAUUCUUUAUUCGCCGUGGCAUUGGCUCAGACAAGCUCUACUGGGCGGUGCUUUCUGAAUAUGUCAGAACAAUCGUCCGGACAGGUUAUGCGCCUUUAGAGUUUUUUGUUGAAGGGUUACGGAGCAGAACAUUGAAAUCACUUACUCCGAAACUAGGAAUGAUGCAGAUGGUCCUGGAGCCCUUUUUUAAAGGAGAAGUGUUCGAUAUCACUCUGGUCCCCAUCAGCAUCAGUUACGACCGUGUGCUGGAGGAAUCGCUUCUCGUUCGUGAGCUGCUGGGCGUCCCUAAACCUAAAGAGACCACAGGGGGUUUGCUAAAAGCCAGGACUGUGCUGCAAGAAGAUUACGGAUGCAUGCACGUGUGCUUUGGCACCCCUCUGUCCGUAAGAGACCUGAUGAAAGAAAGAGUCAUUCGUGUGCAGUACAAUCUGAUACCCAGAGACCUUCCAGUUAAACCCAAUAAGGAGACACAAGAGUUUGUAUCUGGUGUAGCCCACACGGUUGUCCGUCUGCAGGAGAAAAAUGUGGUACUGAGCCCCUGGAAUCUGAUGGCUGUGGUUCUCCUUCAGAACCUGCGAGGGAUUGAUCUGGACCUGCUGACUCACAGAACACUCUGGCUGAGGAAUCUGGUCUCACGGUUCGGAGCUCAUCUCAACUGGCCCAAGCACGUUUCAGAUUCUGAGGUGAUGAAAUCAAGCAUGACCCUGCAUCACUCAGUAGUUCACUGUGAGAAGGGGCGUGUCUGUUUAGUGGAGGAGGUGGGUCCCGGACCUGUCAGUCAAGAGGAGGGCGUGUUUAGACGUGCUGCUGCAGUGCUCAUGUGUGCCUCCUACAGGAAUCCAGCCAUACAUGUGUUCACAAGACCUGCCAUGGUGGCAGUCGCUAUGACGACAGCUAUAAAUAACAGGAUGGAUGAUAUUAUUCGUCAUUUUAACUUUCUGGUGGAGCUCUUUUCUAAUGAGUUUGUCUUUGUUCCCGGUCAAAGCGUUCAGGAUUUCGAGGAGGGCUGUUCUUUACUCCAGCUGGCUGGUGUGAUUGUCCGCUCUGAUGAAGAGAUGCAUGUGACGGAGGAAGGACGAGAAACCAUCGUCUUCCUCAGAGCGAUUCUGCAGCCUUUUAUAGAAAGUUACCAGGUGGUGUUCAGGUAUCUGUGUGAGGAGAGCUCAGAGACGUUCAGAGAGAAGAACUUCGUACCCAACGUGCGCAGAUUUAUCAUGAAGCUCCUGAUAGCAGGUGAAGUUCAGUCUUAUGAAUGUUUAUCAUCUGAUGUGCAGAAGAACGUUCUCACGGCUUUGCUAAGGAUGACGGCUGUGACCAAAACAAAAGUUGAAGAACAGAAUGAGUUCACAGUGAACACAGCUGCAGUGAAGAGAACAUGGACUUUUUUAAAUGGUGUAUUGACCCCUCGGAUCAGUUUAGACGCCAGACUGUGAUGAAAACAAUAGGAUGACACUCAUUCUGUCUUUCACGACUGGACAACCACUCAUGGUCACCUGCAUUUUCACCCUCGACUGAAUUUGGUUUGAGUGAUUAGACACCUGUAAUUUAUUUGGUGUUUAUUUGGUGUUGAUCAAAUCACCAAAAUAAGAUCUUCAUAUCGGCUGAACACAUCUAUUACAUGAGGGUUUGUGAUAACUGGCAUCCGACAAAAAGAUUAGACCUCAGCUUGUAUAGGACAUGUGAAUACCACAUAGAUCAUAAUUUACAUAUUGAAACGACAAUUUAGGAUCUGAUUUGAUCUUAAAUGUGUUAUUUUAAAGAUGGAUACUUGACAUGCAGAAAGCAUGUUUUAAUAUUAAUAUUCAAAUAACUGAAUUAAUAAAGAAAUACAUUAUUUUUAAAAGAAAAAUAAAGAUGAUGGAUAAGUAA